AUGAAGCGGUUGUCAUGGGAACAGUGUGGGGAAACUGGUUUGGUCCUGCUGGGCUUCCUUACCCUGACUGUGUCUGUGGGAAACCUCUCCACCAGAGGACUACAGGAGGAGGGCGUGGCCUCUAACAGUCUGGAGGAGGAGCUGGAAGUCACCACCUACUGGUGGGGGGAGUGGGCCAAGUGGACGGCCUGCACACGUACCUGUGGAGGGGGGGUGAUGUCCCAGGAGAGACACUGCCUCAAACAGAGGAAGAAAGCAGCUGUUGGGAAGGACAACAUGACCUGUACCGGCACAGCAAAGAAAUAUCUUCUCUGCAACACCAAGGAGUGUCCUCCCAGCGGACGGAGUUUCAGAGAAGAGCAGUGUUGGUCCUUCAACUCUCAACUUUACAACGGCAGGAGCUACACCUGGAAACCUCUCUACCCCGAUGACUAUGUGCACAUCUCCAGUAACCCUUGCGACCUCCACUGCACCACGGCUGACGGUCAGAGGCAGCUGAUGGUGACAGCGCGCGACGGCACUUCCUGCAAGUACAGCAGCUACCGCGGGGUGUGCGUGGACGGUAAGUGUGAGCCAAUUGGGUGCGACGGCGUGCUCUUCUCCUCCAACACGCUGGAUAAAUGUGGAGUUUGUCAGGGAGAUGGCAGCAGCUGCAGCAGAGUUACCGGAAACUUCCGCCGCAGCACCUCCACUCUAGGUUACUCCUUCAUCACACAAAUCCCUGAAGGAUCAUGGGACAUUCAGGUCAUCGAGAGGAAGAAGUCUGCUGACGUCCUGGCCGUGACCGACCAGGCGGGGAACUUCUUCUUCAACGGGGCGUACAAGGUGGACAGCCCGCAGAACUUCCAUGCCGCCGGCACCGUCUUUAAGUACCGGCGGCCCAUGGACGUCUACGAAACUGGGAUCGAGUACAUCGUAGCCAAAGGCCCCAUCGACCAGCCCAUCAACAUCCUGGUGUGGAACCAGAACGGUCGUGUUCCUUACAUCACCUACGAGUAUACUGUCCUCCGAGACUCCCUCUCCCCGGUCCCCCCCCCGCCCGUCUACACCGGCUCUGACACCUCCGCCGGGGCCCUCUCUGUGGAGGUGGGGGGUCUGCUGUCCCCCAACGCCAGUCUUUACAACCCGGCGGCCCCCGAGGGCCAGCAGAGCCAGGUGCUGCUGGCGCCGGGUGCCCCUGGUGGUGGCGCCGCUGAUGGACAGAAGGGUCAGGAGACUAACGAGGUGUACGAGGAAACGGCGGCCAUCGACUGCGACCAGGACGGAGCGUCACCUCCCCAGUACACAGAGAAAAACAGCAGCCAUACAGGGAGCCCCGCUGUUCCCGCUCCAGCAGGUGGGACGCUGGAGGUGGGGCCCGGCUCCCAGAAUCUCAUCUGGAGGGUCCUGCAGGGGGACCGGAUUGGUCCCGAUGAGCUGCUCAUCAACAUCUCCACCAAUCAGCUGCUGACAGAGGGGGUGGGUCUGUUCUCGUCGGAUUUGGGGCCGGUGGAGUUGGACCUUGGCAGCCUGGAGCGUGGCAGGUCAUUCCCGUUCAAUGAGACACUGGAGUUCACACUGGGUCUCAAACGGAAUGAAAGUGGAGACGGAUUCUUCCAGAACAGGACGAUGGUGAUGGGUCCGAGGACCACCGGCCGCUCAAACAGAACCAGGGGGAAUCAGAGGUUGCUACAGAAGAAUCAGAAGAUGAGUGCGGCAGACAUGUACCGCUGGAAACUCUCCUCACAGGAGCCAUGUAGUAUGACCUGCUCUAUAGGAGUGUCGAAGUCUCUUGCCAUGUGUGUUCGUUAUGACGGUGUGGAGGUGGAUGACAUUUACUGUGAUGCUCUGACCAGACCUGAACCAGUGCACGACUUCUGUAUUGGGAGAGAAUGUCAGCCCAGGUGGGAGGCCAGCAGCUGGAGCGAAUGUUCCAGGACGUGUGGGGAAGGUUUCCAGUUCCGCCUGGUUCGCUGUUGGAAGAUGCUUUCUCCAGGACUGGACAGCUCCGUCUACAGCGACCUCUGCACUCUGGCUGAACUCGAGCGCCCACCGGAGCGCCGGUCCUGCAAGAGCCCCGCCUGCGGCCCCCAGUGGGAGGUGGCCGAGUGGACUGAGUGUCCAGCCAAGUGCGGCCACAGGGCCCAGGUGACCCGUGAAGUCCGCUGUUCUGACGAGACCCGACCCUGCGACCUGCUGAGCCAGCCGCCGCACAUCAAAAACUGCACGGGUCCGCCCUGCGAGCGCCACUGGACCGUGUCCGAGUGGGGACCUUGCUCGGGGUCGUGCGGCCAGGGCAGGAUGGUGCGCCACGUCUACUGUAAGACCCCCGAAGGUCGUGUGGUCCCUGAGACGCAGUGCCCCACAGAGGACAAACCCCUGGCCAUCCACCCCUGUGGGGACAGGGACUGCCCCCCACACUGGCUGAGUCAGGACUGGGAGAAGUGUAACACCACCUGUGGACGCGGGGUGAAGCGGAGAAUCGUGCUCUGUGCCGGCAUCACUGGCGGAAAGUUCCAGGUCUUUGAUGACGACGCGUGCGAUCUGAGCGAGAAGCCCGAGGAGGAGAACACGUGCUUCGAGAGGCCCUGCUUCAAAUGGUACACUACCCCCUGGUCUGAGUGCACUAAGACGUGUGGCGUUGGCGUGAGGAUGAGAGACGUGAAGUGCUACCAGGGAAGGGAGUUAGUCCGAGGUUGUGACCCGCUCACGAAACCUGUGGCCAAACAGACCUGCGCCCUGCAGCCCUGCCCGACGGAGCCCCCAGAUGAGAGCUGCCAGGACCGACCAACCACCAACUGCUCGCUGGCACUGAAGGUGAACCUGUGCAGUCACUGGUACUACAGCAAGGCCUGCUGCCACUCCUGCCGUGCACUCCGACCCUCCACCUCCGCCUCCACUUCCUAGUCCCAAACUCCAAAAACCUCCCCUUUUGCUAGCCUCAACCCCCACCCCACCCCUUUCUCCCCUCCAGGCCUCCGA
This is a messenger RNA of Lampris incognitus (smalleye Pacific opah), 2961 nucleotides long. RefSeq names its product ADAMTS-like 2 (gene adamtsl2). The coding region runs from base 1 to 2886 and encodes 961 amino acids. The record is from RefSeq and is a predicted model, not a curated record. The transcript is spliced from 18 exons. Gene Ontology annotation, biological process: extracellular matrix organization. Gene Ontology annotation, cellular component: extracellular matrix. NCBI's taxonomy places the organism in Eukaryota, Metazoa, Chordata, Actinopteri, Lampriformes, Lampridae.